CGUCCUCACGUUCAAAAAUCAAGGAUUGACAGCAUGGAGAGUCCUCAUGAGCAUCAGCAGAAUCUGCUGCUUUCACGAAUCAUCACCAACGUGGAGAAGCUUAACGAGGCUGUCAUGCUGUUAAACAAGAGUCUUCAAGAGAUCAACAUCCAGAACAUGAACGUCGAGUUGGUUGCCCAGAUGUUCAAGAACUACCAAUCAAGCGUCCUGUUUCAUCUUACCGAAACUGGUGGUCUCCAAGAUCCGUCCUGAUGGAUCCAUGAAAGCAGCGGAUGAAUUCGAGAGUUUGGAGUUCUGGGAGGGCCUGACAGGGACUAGGCCUCGUCAUGAUAAUGCAUCUUAUACUACCUAGAGAUGAUUAAUGAGAGAAGAAACUUUUUAUGUCUGGAUCCAAAGAGUGAAGGAUCACAAUUACUGCUGUGUGUAAGCUUAUUUCAAUCGAGCUUAUGACUAUUUCCUGC
Molecule: messenger RNA, 461 nt
Organism: Amorphotheca resinae ATCC 22711
Lineage: Eukaryota; Fungi; Ascomycota; Leotiomycetes; Helotiales; Amorphothecaceae
Exons: 5
Coding region: 34-252 (72 amino acids)
Biological process (GO): attachment of spindle microtubules to kinetochore
Cellular component (GO): mitotic spindle; DASH complex
Source: RefSeq, a predicted model, not a curated record